GACAAAAAUGGCCGGUGGGAAUUUUAUGCACAGAGUUAUUUCAUACGUUGUGAAUGAGGUUGUUGUCAAUGGUCUUGCCAACAGCCCUGCAUUUCAGAGGUUUGCGGUAAGGACAUCAAAGCAAAUUGAAAAUAUUUCGAAACAAGCUGUUCAGAAAAGGCAAGAGUUAGCGGAGCAGAUCAAGGACAUCUCGAAAAAUAUGGAAGAUUCAUUCAAGAGCCGCUGAUUUUGUUAUUCUUCCUAAAUUGCUGAAGAAAAUAAAGGUGAUGAUUUCUCUUUGCCAAGGAUUUUUGAUGAAGACUAAGAUAGAGUGUAUGUAAAUUUCUUUCGUAAUUGACCUUUGCCUGGUUGGUUUUUUCCCUUUUUUUCCUCAUGAUCUGAAGCCUUGUGUAAUUGCCUGCUUCUAGUUUACAUGGUGAACCAGAAAAACAGCAGGAUUAGGAUAUUAUGUAGUUUAUGAUAUUUUGGAGCAGCAUACUGGGCAGCUAUUUCUUUCAAAGUGUAGAAGAUUGAUUACAAAUAAUAUUGGAACUUGUGUAUA
This is a messenger RNA of Arachis duranensis, 541 nucleotides long. RefSeq lists its product as uncharacterized. The record is from RefSeq and is a predicted model, not a curated record. Lineage: Eukaryota; Viridiplantae; Streptophyta; Magnoliopsida; Fabales; Fabaceae.